AUGCUUUUGCUUCGGGAGAUUGGGCUCCUUCAGCUCUUUGGUGCUGCAGUUUUUAGUGAAUCUGUAAAUAAGCAAUCCUCACUGCUCAUCUCCAUUGUACAGGCAGGAGAUGAAGCUGUUCUUGAACUGCUUAUAAACACGAACGUCGAUGUUAACGAAACAGAUGCAGAAGGGAAUACUGUUCUUCAGUGCAGCCUGAAGGGAUCAUCUGUGCCACAUAAGCAGCAAACCAAAAUCAUGAACCUACUUAUUGUACACGGUGCCCGAGUUGCCCAAAAGAACAAGUUGGGGUUAUCUGCAGUCCACUUUGCUGCUUCAAAUGGCAAUUUAUCUGCACUUGAGAUUCUACUAGCGGCCAACCCUGAGUUGGUUCACGCCAAGACAGUAAUCAAAGAGACACCACUAUUCUUCGCAGUGAAGAAUAACCAUCUUGAGUGUGUUGAGCUGCUUCUUCAAUGUGGAGCAAGUACAGAAAUUCAAAAUCUACGCAAAGAAACAGAACUUGCGCAGUCGCGUAGUGCAACGCCAGCAAAAGGAGAUGAUGAAGAAACCAGUUUCAUCGGCAAUCCUGUGCCACCAUGGCUCAAAAAGUUCGUAAACUGGCUUCCUCGGUACCUCCGAGAUGUAUCACACAGCUGGAGAGAAAACGGAUAUCCCCUCUCAUCACUUAAAGCCGAUUUCCGCGCUAUUUUUGGCAUGGAACUCGCUCACUCCUCUCUCGGUUUCCCCAAGCUCAUCGACUUCAUCAAAUCUUUUCCGAAACUCUGUCAUGUUCAAUCCGUCCUGGUAGGUAAAUCUGGACCUGCAACCCACUGGGUGAUGUUACCCUCCAAGUGUUCUCAGCUCCAAGGAAGACCUCCAAAGCCGCUCAUCAUAAAAAAAAAUGACUCUCUCUCUCCCAAACCGGAAGCCUCAUCAAAUCCAGCUCUCACAUACAUGCAACAAGCACAUGACUCUAAAACGUUGAAGCAAAUUCUUAACGAUGACGCUCUCUCUCCCAACAAACUGAAAGUCUCAUCAACCCCAGAUCGUAUAUGCAGUGGCAGCUUCAAACAACAAGCACAUGACUCUAAAACCUUAGAGCCAGAGCCAGAACCCCAACCUUCCUUGGCUGCAUCUUACAGCAACUACCAUCUACUAAAACAUCCGGUUCAAGAGACAGCUUCAUACAACAAGCAUAUACAACCAGCACAUGUCUCUAAAACCUUGAAGCCAGAACCUUCCUUGGAUGCUUCUAACAGCUAUCAUCAUCAACUAAAACACCCGGUACUGGAGACACUUGCAAGGAUCAGAAACAGCUCGUCCGUUUUCUUUCUCCGGGAGUUUGACUUUUAUCAAAGCUAUGAGACGUGUUUGAAGCAAGGAAUGUGUUUCUGGUGCAACAAGAGAAUCCUUCUCUGGGCAAACUUCCCAUGUCGACACAAACUCUGGUGCAGCUCUUGUAAACAAAAGAUUACUCAAUCUGCAGACGGCAUAGAGGAACACCACAGGUGUGUGGUCUGUGACGCUAAAGUCGAAGGUUUCAUCUUAUCUGCACCGUUUGGGUUCGAUCACCACAGGCUUGCAAGUGAUCUCUAUAACGAUGCUGAAUUAGCCACUUCGUGUCUCUCACAUUAA
Eutrema salsugineum is the source of this 1617-nucleotide messenger RNA. RefSeq lists its product as uncharacterized. The transcript has 6 exons. NCBI's taxonomy places the organism in Eukaryota, Viridiplantae, Streptophyta, Magnoliopsida, Brassicales, Brassicaceae. Gene Ontology annotation, cellular component: chloroplast outer membrane. Bases 1 to 1617 code for a protein of 538 amino acids. Gene Ontology annotation, biological process: protein targeting to chloroplast. The record is from RefSeq and is a predicted model, not a curated record. Gene Ontology annotation, molecular function: chloroplast targeting sequence receptor activity; protein binding.